Molecule: messenger RNA, 2448 nt
Organism: Helobdella robusta
Lineage: Eukaryota; Metazoa; Annelida; Clitellata; Rhynchobdellida; Glossiphoniidae
Exons: 15
Coding region: 90-1607 (505 amino acids)
Biological process (GO): tRNA splicing, via endonucleolytic cleavage and ligation
Cellular component (GO): tRNA-splicing ligase complex; nucleus
Molecular function (GO): RNA ligase (ATP) activity
Source: RefSeq, a predicted model, not a curated record
CAAUUGUCUGCAAGCUAGAUUCAUUUUUAAAAACAAUUUCUGCUGUGUGGAAAUCUCUCGUAGGCCGACUUCACAGAUAAGCUUUCACCAUGGGUAGAUCUUACAAUGAAGAAAUGGAAUAUGUGGAGAAACUAACCCCUUAUAGUUGGAGAAUAAAAAAAGGAUUUGUACCUAAUAUGAAGGUUGAAGGUGUUUUUUAUGUGAACAGUCAUCUGGAGAAGUUGAUGUUUGAUGAGUUGAAGCAAUCAUGCAGGUCUGCUGGUUAUGGUGGGUUUCUUCCUGGCAUGAAGCAGAUUGGGAAUGUAGCUGCCUUGCCUGGAAUAGUUGGAAAGUCAGUUGGUCUGCCUGAUGUGCAUUCUGGUUAUGGUUUUGCCAUAGGAAAUAUGGCAGCAUUUGAUGUUGAUGAUCCAAUUUCAGUCGUAUCUCCUGGCGGGGUUGGCUUUGACAUCAACUGUGGGGUUAGGCUUUUGAGGACAAACUUGUUUGAGAAAGAUGUUCUACCUGUGAAGGAGCAGUUAGCCCAGAGUAUGUUUAAUCACAUCCCAGUUGGUGUGGGCUCCAAGGGUAUCAUUCCAAUGGGAGCCAGAGAUUUAGAGGAAGCUUUAGAGAUGGGUAUGGAUUGGUCUUUGAGGGAAGGGUACAUCUGGGCAGAGGACAAGGAGCACUGUGAAGAGUAUGGUCGCAUGUUACAGGCAGACCCGUCUAAAGUCAGUAUGAGGGCAAAAAAACGAGGUCUACCUCAGUUAGGAACACUUGGGGCUGGCAACCACUAUGCCGAGAUACAAGUUGUAGAUGAGAUAUUCAAUGAAUUCAAUGCAAAGAAGAUGGGCAUUGAGGAGAAAGGACAGAUAUGUGUGAUGAUUCACUGUGGAAGUCGAGGACUGGGCCAUCAAGUUGCCACAGAUGCUUUAGUUGCCAUGGAAAAGGCCAUGAAGCGAGAUAAGAUUGAUGUUAACGAUAGACAACUUGCCUGUGCGCGAAUCAACAGCCAAGAAGGUCAGGAUUACUUGAAGGGAAUGGCAGCGGCAGCUAAUUAUGCCUGGGUCAACAGAAGUAGCAUGACUUUUCUUUGUAGGCAGGCAUUUGCCAAAAUGUUCCACUCAUCACCAGAUGACUUGGACAUGCAUGUCAUAUAUGACGUGAGUCACAACAUCGCAAAAGUUGAAGAGCAUUUUAUUGAUGGCCGACAGAAAACACUGCUCGUCCAUAGGAAAGGGUCCACACGCGCAUUUCCUCCGCAUCAUCCUCUCAUCCCUGUCGACUACCAGUUAACAGGUCAGCCAGUCUUAAUUGGAGGCACCAUGGGUACGUGUAGUUAUGUCCUGACUGGAACAGAACAAGGCAUGAAUGAUACGUUCGGAUCUACUUGCCAUGGAGCCGGACGUGCAUUAUCUAGAGCUAAGUCUCGACGUAACCUUGACUACACCGACGUUUUGAAAUCAUUAGAGGAGAAAGGUAUCUCAAUCAGGGUGGCCUCUCCAAAACUGGUCAUGGAGGAGGCACCUGAAUCGUACAAGAAUGUUACAGAUGUUGUCGACACAUGUCACUUAGCUGGAAUCAGUCAGAAAUGUGUGAAGCUGAGACCUAUUGCCGUUAUUAAGGGAUAGUUGUGCUUUCAGGGAAGAAAGUUCUGUUAUAAUUUUUUGUUUCAAUGAUGCCUAAUUGUUUGUUUCGACGUAAUUAGUUUGAAAUUAAUUUUUAAUGCCUGUAUUUAAAUAUUUGUUUAAUUUUUGUUUCUUAUAAAGAGAGACAUAAUUUUUUUUAAAUAUUUUUUGUGUAAAAAUACAAAUAUGUUUUCUUAUAGAAAUAUACAAUAAAUUAAUUAUCAAAUAUGAAAAAUAUUGUAUAUCAAAAUGCGGUGAAAAAUUUGAAAGUAUGUUUGAAAUAUUAAAACUUUAAUGAAGAAAAUAGCCUACUUUAAAAUUGCUUUAAAGGCACGGUAAAUGCUAAAGUAAAUUUGGGUGAGUGAUGCUGGCGGAAAAAGGGUAACGUGUUCGUGAACGCAACUGUUCACGGUACUGCGUGAGGUUCGUGCGGUUGAUUGAUCACUGAUGUGACAGCUUUGAAAAGAUUAGUUUACUUGAAACUCAUUAAAUGUUUGUCAGGCUGCAAUUAUAAAAUGAUUAAAAGUGCUAUGAAUGGACAUGAUCCUUAAAAUAAUGCUAUAAUUAGAAUACAAAUUAACUAAGCAGUUUAAUAUAUAUAUAUAUAUAUAUAUAUAUAUAUAUAUAUAUCUGUUGAAAGGAGGGCAUAUUUCAUACAGUAUUGUAUGAAUUCGGUAGAAUACUUACAAUACUGUAUAUAUGUAUAUAUAUAUAUAUAUAUAUAUAUACAUUUAAAUUAUCAAUAAAACGGCAAUUAUUCGUUCAUGUAUUGAGGUGGCAAACGUUAAUUUGUAGGAAAAUGUGUUUGGAUCCAGUGGCGGGGAUGAAUCUCCUUUACCAAACC